Molecule: messenger RNA, 6557 nt
Organism: Passer montanus (Eurasian tree sparrow)
Lineage: Eukaryota; Metazoa; Chordata; Aves; Passeriformes; Passeridae
Gene: MANBA
Product: mannosidase beta
Exons: 19
Coding region: 83-2725 (880 amino acids)
Biological process (GO): glycoprotein catabolic process; carbohydrate metabolic process
Molecular function (GO): beta-mannosidase activity
Source: RefSeq, a predicted model, not a curated record
CAGCGCCGGCGUCCUCCCUCCUCUUCCCCCUUUCCUUGCUUGGAAGCACCGCCCCAGCUCGCUGCUUCGGGCGGCUGUCGCCAUGGGUCCCGCCGCGGUGCUGCCGGUGCUGCUGUUGCCGCUGGCGGUGGCCGCGGGCGGCCCGGAGGUGCGCAGCCUGCGCGGGAGCUGGCGGCUCCGCAGCGGGAACGGCUCGGUGUCGCUCCGAGCGGAGGUGCCGGGCUGCGUUCACACCGCGCUGCUCUGCCGGGGCCUCAUCCAGGAUCCAUACUAUAGAUUUAAUGAUGUGAUGUACAGAUGGAUCUCACUAGAUAACUGGACUUACAGCAGGACGUUCAAAACUCCUUUUGACAUCAGAAAGUGGCAGAAAGUGAAUUUGGUUUUUGAGGGAGUAGAUACAGUAGCACUGAUCCUGCUCAACAAUGUCACUCUGGGGAGAACAGACAACAUGUUCAACAGAUAUAGCUUUGAUAUUACCAGCGUGAUCCAGGAGGUCAAUUUCGUUGAGGUCCGUUUCUUGUCAGCCGUUUCAUACGCAGCGGAGCAGAGCAGAUGUCACAAAGCACACAGCAUCCCCCCGGCGUGCCCUCCACCUGUGCAGAAAGGAGAGUGCCACGUUAAUUUCAUCAGGAAGGAGCAAUGCUCAUUUAGUUGGGAUUGGGGCCCUUCUUUUCCCACUCAAGGAAUCUGGAAAGAUGUUAGGAUUGAGGCCUAUAACCAUUAUCACCUGAUUUACUUUUCUAUAACUCCUUUCUUUGCAAAGAGUACUCAGCAGUGGUAUCUUGAAGUUGAGUCUAUUUUUGAUGUAGUCAGCUCCAAGCCAAUUGCAGGUCUUGUGACUGUGAACAUUCCCAAGUUACAAACGCAGCAAACCUUCAGUGUGAAGCUUCAACCUGGAGAAGGCAGCAUUGUGCUGCUUGUAAACAUCAACAAGAGUGCUGCAGUGGAGGCUUGGUGGCCAAAUGGACAUGGAAAGCAAACUGGAUACAACAUGACCACAACUUUCAUGAUGGAGGCAGGAUGCCAGAUUGAGAAAUUUUCAAAGGUUUAUUUUCGGACAGUAGAACUUGUUCAGGAGCCUAUUCCUGGCUCACCAGGUCUGAGUUUCUACUUCAGAAUCAAUGGCCGACCCAUUUUUAUUAAGGGCUCAAACUGGAUUCCAGCAGAUUCUUUCCAGGACAGAGUGACCUAUGACACACUAAGGCUGCUCUUGAAGUCUGCAGCAGAUGCUAACAUGAAUGCCCUUCGGGUUUGGGGAGGAGGAGUAUAUGAACAAGAUGAAUUUUACGAUAUUUGUGAUGAAAUAGGAAUAAUGAUUUGGCAGGAUUUCAUGUUUGCGUGUGCGCUGUAUCCAACUGACCAGAAUUAUUUAGAAUCCGUAAGAGCAGAAGUUUCUCAUCAGGUGCGACGUUUAAAAUCUCAUCCAUCAAUUAUUCUGUGGAGUGGUAACAAUGAAAAUGAAGCCGCAAUUGCAAGCAACUGGUUCUCCAUUCCUUAUCCUGACAUAGGAGUCUAUAUCAAAGACUACGUGACCCUUUAUGUGGAGAACAUACGUAAAAUAGUUCUUAGUGAAGAUAAGAGUCGUCCUUUUGUGGCAUCCAGUCCCACCAAUGGCUUGGAGUCAGUUAAAGAAGGCUGGGUCUCCCAGAAUCCUUAUGACACCCAUUAUGGUGACACACACUUUUAUGACUACAGCAGUGACUGCUGGAACUGGACAGUGUAUCCUAAAACUCGUUUUGCUUCAGAGUAUGGAUUUCAGUCCUGGCCUUCCUUCAGUACAAUUGAAAAGGUUUCCUCCCCUGAGGACUGGUCCUACACAAGCAAUUUUUCUCUCCAUCGGCAGCACCAUGAAGGUGGCAAUAUUCAGAUGCUUCAAGAGGUUGGGCGUCAUUUCCAGCUUCCCCAGAGCCCAGAUCCUGUAAAGAAGUUCAAGGAUAUGAUUUACCUCACUCAGGUGAUGCAGGCUCAGUGUAUAAAGACAGAAACUGAAUUCUAUCGUUUUAGUCAAAGUGAAAUAAUCAAUGGAGAAGGACACACCAUGGGUGCUCUGUACUGGCAGCUCAAUGACAUUUGGCAGGCACCUUCAUGGGCUUCCUUGGAGUAUGGUGGUAAGUGGAAACUGCUCCAUUAUUUUGCCCAGAACUUCUUUGCACCACUGCUGCCUGUGGCCUAUGAAGACAAAGGGAUGUUGCAUAUUUAUGGUGUCUCAGAUCUUCAUGAGGACCACAAACUGACUUUAAGGGUCAUAGUGCACGCCUGGAGCUCUUUGGAGCCCUUGUGCACCCUUGCCAAGGAAGGUGUGACUGUUAAAGCACAGAGUGCUGUCCCCAUCUACAAGGAGUCCAUCAGUGACCUUCUGGAAAGAUGCAGAUGUUGUAGCAGGAAAAGCUGUGUUGUUACUUUCUGUCUCGUGGGAGAAGAUGGGCUCCAGAGUCCUAUGAACCAUUACUUCCUUUCAUCACUCAAGGAUGCCGUGGGAUUAGAGAAGACCCAGCUUAGUGCCUCUGUGUCCCAACAAGAUGACAUUUAUAUAUUUGUUCUUCAGACCACCGCAAUCGCUCCUUUUGUUACUCUGGAUGUAGGGAGUAUAAGAGGCAGAUUUAGUGAUAAUGGUUUCCUCAUGACUGAAAAGAAGAAAAUGGUUGUGUUUUAUCCUUGGGAACCUACCAGUGUUGCAGAACUAGAAAGUUCACUAGUCUUGACCUCUCUACUGGACGUUGUCUGAGAAUACUUCAUUUCCUUCUAGAUAAAGAGUGAAACAGGAGGAGAAAAGCAAAUUUGAAAGAAUUUGAUUGAAGCUGAAGUGACAUGCACUUUGAGCUGUCUGAAGAACAUACUGUCUCUUCCUGUCUUGUGAAUUUUAACUGCUGGUUCAAUGUAAAGAUAACAACAGCAAAGCUUACAUAUAAUAUACGUGGUGUAUUGAAAACACAUCCAUAUUUUUUUCUAGUUUCACUAUUCUGUAAGUGGAAAUUCAGUUUAGGAUAACAGCCAGGUAUGCUGGGGGCAAGGGAGAAGGGCAGGGAGUGAAGCUGGGACUGCCUCCAAUAGGCCACUGAGCCACUCCAUGGGCAGGUUGCUAAACAUUUGGCUUGGCUUGUCUGUCAGCCAUGGUUUGAAAUGCAGCUGGGAUCCUGCUGGGGUUCCACAAGGAUCUUCUGUCCACCCAAGCAAAUAUUAAUUUGUUGCAAAGCAGAAUCAGCACCACAGCAGGUGGAGUUUGAAUGAGCUCUGCCCCUGAUGUCCAUUGCUGUGGUAAAAGCAGCACGUGGGCAUUGCUCACUGGUGCUGGGGGGGAGCAGCUCUGUGUUCCAUUGGAGAAUUCAGACUCCAUUUCAGCUGUGAUCACAGUUUUAAUGAGCAUGUUGAUACUUUGGUUUGGUGACCCAAACCAAAACUGACAUACUCCUGAGCGAGAGGAAGAACUUAGAGAUGAAAGGGAAGUGAUAAAUAGAGUUUCUUACAAAUGCUUUAUUGGGUCACCAAAACAACUAACUGCAGUUGCAUCUGGUUCACAACAAGUCCUAGUUAAAAGAAGACAUGAAAACAAUGAAAAUAUGGAUGUGUAUGUAUGUGCCAGUGUUAAUAGAUUCUGUAAAAUAGGGAAAAUAACAAUCAUGAGUAAAACUUAACAAAUGCAGGCAUUGACAAAGGAAAUUAAAAAGUUAUUCUGAGAGGCAUCACGGCCCAACAAUACCAGAAAAAUCCUUCAGUUUUUUUGGUGUCCUGGAAUCAAGGUGGAAUCAAAGCAUCAGUAAAGUCAGUAUAAGGUAAGAAACAAAAAAUUAGGAGAAUAUAUGAUUAAUAUGUACUGCUGCAGUGUAUUAGGAAGAGGGCAAGUCUGUUGAUGUCUUUUUUUUACACUGAUGGAGAAAUGUCUCUUCCAGCAACAUCUAGACAGAAUUUCAAAAUGGCACUUAAUAGUGUUGAAUAAAUAAAACUUUGGAGAAAUCACUUGUUUAGAGACAAUCAAGAGACCUAUCUGGAGGUCAGGGAUAUUUGUUCAUCUCAGCAUAUGAGUGAAGUUUGAGAUAUGUAGAAAAAUUUUUAGAUUGCUAGAAGCAAAACCCAUUCAUUAAUUUUGAUAACUGUGACCUCGUCUAGGCUCGCACAAUUUUUAGGAAAAAUCUUGAAAGAAAUGAUGUGGUAAAUGAUUAAUGAAGUGGCUAUGCAAAUAAAGUCUACCAGCACAGUUAUACAUAACUGUAUUCUAUUAUUUUUUUUUCUCUGUUGCUUUCUGCAAUUACCAGAUUGACAAAGCAAGGUUUGGGCAAUUUUUAAAAUGAUUGCUGUUUUUGAAGGUCAAGAGCUCCGUAAGGAGUAGAUCCCUUCUUUCUCACUGAAAAUCUUUAAUUCAGCACUAGGUGCCAUUAUGAAAGAUUGCCAAUUGCUUAAGCCAAAUGCUUGAACACAAAACAGAAUUUAAAGAGAAAGGUUGUCUUCCAUUAUUGUUUCAAUAUCCUUAAUAUGUUCUUUUGGGUUCCUGGUGCUGUCGUAGGUGUAUCUUUAUGGAAGCUGUUCUCACCAUGCAGCAGUGGCUGUGAGGUGUGCUUUGGUUCACCAUUGGUACUUUCACAGUGGCAUCCUGUGCUGUAUUGGUUACAUUGUUCUGCCUUUGUCUCAGAUGAGGGCAGAGAUGGGAGGUACCUGCACUCCUACCCACACAUCGAUCUUGCCAGCUGAGUGAGCGUUGUUGCAGCUGCAGCACACCUGUAUUGCCAGUUCUGUCUGAGGGGGUUGGGCAGCAGGAGCCUUAGGAGAGCAUUUGCUAGGUGUGGUGCUUGUCCUCAGUGUCAUUGCAUUAUUGGUGGCAGCAGUAGGGAGGACUGGCCCUGUCAGUGUUCUUUCAGGGUGCUGCCUUGCAAUGUCUUGUUAGGGACCAGUGAAUUCUCCUGUGCUCAUGGCCUUUGUUUGCUCCCAGGCCGCUCUGGGCUGUUCUUUACUGAUGGCAAAAGCAGCAGCCAGAGUGCCCCACAGCCAUGACAAAUGGCCUUCCAGAACAGAACUUGAGAGCAGGUUUGGGAAGAACACUGUAUGGUGUUGGCCAAUCUGUUGUCCUAAAACCAUUCUCUGGCUGGGAUUUAGCUGUGAACACAUUCUGGGCUUGCACAUUUUGAGCUUUGGAGGGCACCUGUUUGUACUUUCUGCCACACAAGGCCAGUAAACUGGAGCAAAAUAGGUCUUCCAUGUCCUUGGAAGCUUUUUCAAGUUCUGCAUCUUCUCCAAGAAAGAAGCAUGCAAAUGUAUCUAAAAAUUACUAAGUGUUGAUAGUUCUCUGUUAGUCUUUCUUGUUACCUGUUGUUUGCAUACCUUGUGGUCUGGACAAAUUUUCUGCCUUAGAGGCACGUAUUUCUUCAGUACUUUUACUUCUGUUAGUUACCUUUUGGUUUUGGAGAUGUCUAGCAGAGACCAUUUCAGUGACUUCAACCAGUGUCAGGAGCAGAGAAAUGGGCCAGUGAAUUUCUUAUUUUCAGUACAGGAGAGCUGGGCUUUGAAACUUACAAGCCAGCCUUUUUAUUGUCAGAAUCACUGUUUUCUUUCUUACCCCUUAGGGUACCAGGAACUUGUGGUUUGACAUUUUUAGGACAGGUUUCAAUCCAAGAGUUGUGUUUACAUAACCUUGCUUUCCAGCCAGAUGUUACAAGGUAGCAAACCAACAGCCCCAAAUUAAUUCAAUUAGCGUGGAAAGCCAAAACUUAAAUGAAAGAAGGCCAUCUCUGUAAGAAGUAGUCAGUCAGUAGAAACCUAUAAUACCUGAGCUAGAGCUCUUCUGCAUUGUGCAUCUGCAAGGGUGACUGGAUGGCUAAAAAAUUCUAUGGUAGUUUGGUUUAAAUGAGGCCAUGGGAAUCCUCUGCAGCCUUGAAAAAAAUACUCCACCCUGGCUCUAAGUGGGAUAUCAGGCUGCUUGAUAAUAGUGAAAGGAGGAAAUCAACUCCUUGGUAAUUAACUUGUGUUGUCUUUUGCUGUAGGAAUCUUUUGAAGCCAGCAAAAGUUUGGACUGCACCACUGGCCAUUAGUCUAGAACUGCUUUAUUUCAUCCACAGGAUCAUCCAGAAAUGCCAUAAGCUGUGGAUGGUGGGAGUGACACCCAGGUUACCGAAGACUGAGCUGAGCCAAGAACGACCCUGUCAACGCUCUAUCUUUGUGCCACAAAAAUUGGCUAGAAAUUUCUUUUUGAGACAAACAUUUGAAGAGCUUUCAUCAAGUAAGUGACCCUGAAAUAGGAACAAAUCAGUAGCAUCUAUCACCUGUGCAGGAUCCACAGGAGGAGUACUGACUGCAAGAGCUGAAACUGAAGGUACGAUGUGGGAUCAACGUGACUAAAACAGUGGUGGUACCUUAAGAGUUCAGUCUUGUUUUUCUGAACAAACAUCUUAAAAUAAGCUAUGUGAUACCCUCCAUGUUGCAGAGAGAGCAGAACAGCUCUUGCCCUUCAAGAUGAAUCUAAAGGGGCAAUAUGUGUACGUACAAGCACAUUUUUGGGUGGGUGUGAAGGUUUAUUCAUGACUGACCAAACAGUUUUCUAUGGAGAAUAAACUGGCAAUGUUAGACUGGAA